GAAAAUUAGAAUACCUAAUAUGAGCUUUAAUUCUACUACAAGUGCUAAAUGCGUCUUUAACCCUUUUCUUUUUCCACUGUUUUAACACAAUCCAAGAAGAAGCCACUAUUGCCAGCCCUGAGUUAAAGCUUUUGCUAGAGUUGUAGAGCGAGAUCUAUGAAUUCACAGAAAUGGUGGGCCCUCCAAAGAAACACUUCGUCCUUUUCAUCCUCCUCCUCUCCCUCUGCAUCCUCCUCCUCCUCCUUUACUCCCCCCACCCAAAUCCCAUCUCUACCCAAACCUUUCCUCUAAAUCCCCAUUCUAUCCGCACCACCACCACCCCAACCUUUUCUCUCACUAUCAAAGUCCUCACUUUUAACCGCCUCAACUCCCUAACCCGCUGCCUCACCUCCCUUUCCAACGCCUACUACCUUCCACACCACCCUGUCCACCUCCACAUCUUCAUCGACCAUUUUCCAAACCAAUCCCAAUCCGACAUCGACCUCAAACUUCAGGACUCGUUUGGAAUUCUGCACUUUGUUGAUGGGUUUGAGUGGAAAUGGGGUCAAAAGAUCGUUCAUUACAGAACCACCAAUGUGGGUCUCCAAGGCCAAUGGUUAGAAGUCUGGUGGCCCACUUCUGAUGAUGAGUUUGCCUUCGUUGUUGAAGAUGAUUUGGAGCUUUCACCAUUAUUUUUUAAGUAUUUGAGAGCUUUGAUCUUGAAUUAUUACUACAAUGCUUCCAAUUUCAGUCCUUUUGUUUAUGGGGCUUCCCUUCAGCGCCCAAGGUUUGUUCCAGGUAAACAUGGAAACAAGUUGCUACUAGAUAGCACCUCAGGACUUUUCUUGUACCAACUGGUUGGCACCUGGGGCCAGCUUCUCUUCCCAAAGCCUUGGAAAGAGUUCAGGUUGUGGUAUGAUGAUCACAAGGCGAAAGACUUUAAGCCAUUUCUUGAUGGGAUGGUUACCACGGGAUGGUACAAAAAGAUGGGAGAAAGAAUAUGGACUCCUUGGUUCAUUAAAUUUAUUCAUUCUCAUGGCUAUUUUAAUAUUUACACAAAAUUUCUGGAUGAGAAAUCACUUAGUGUCUCCCACAGGGACGUUGGCGUUAACUAUGGAAAAACAGCAGGGCCAGACUCUCAACUAUUGGAUGUAAAUUCUCUUUAUUCCAAUUUUCUGGAAAUGAAAUCUUUGAGUAGUAUGAAGUGGUAUGAUUUCUGUUUCAGGGAAGUAGUUCCUGGAAGAGUUGUAAGGAACUUGAAUGAUCUUGGGUCUAUUCUUCCCUCUGUGCAGACAAAGGGAACUGUCUUGCUUGUUAGCCUAUUUGGGGUAUCAGAGGCAGUCACUAGAAACCUUCUUUGCCACUUUGAGAGGCUAAAUCUUUGGAAUUACAUUUUAAUUGGUUCUGGUACUGGCUUUCUGUUUGAUCUUGCUCGAAGGGGACACCCUGUAAUUGAUGCAGACCGAUUUCUCAGCAAUAUCAGAUUGUAUAAAUCAGUGGGAAUGGAAGAGAAGAAUGCUAGGUUUAUGAAGGAUAUUCUGCUGAAGGCUUUUCUUGUCAAAAAAAGUUUAGAAUUCAGUUAUAAUACUUGGGUACUGGAUGGAAACAUUGUUCUUGUUAACAAUGACCUGUUUCUUGAGUCUAUUGAUUCCAUAGACAACUUCUAUGCAGGGGAGAGCAUGGACCUAUUCUUUGUCAAGAACUCACCUUCUGCCCUCAAAAUUUGGGCUGAUGGUUUUCUGUAUGAUGUUGCAGCUAUGGUGGAUAAACUUUCACUACCUAGAGAGAGCAGAAAUUUUGUAUCUGUAAUGGCAAAGCUAUUGGAACAGAAGGGAGUUAGAGUUAAGCGUCUGGAUGAGAGAAGCUUUGGCAUGAAAAUUGGUAACCAAAAUCUCAAUCAAAACUUGGAGACCAAUAAAAAGGUGGUUUAUUGGUCCAGAGAGUUAGACAUGGAUUCCAUUCAGAAGCGGCUUCAAGAAUUUAGUCUAUGGGUCAUAGAUAACGAUUCUUCCUGCGCAGCUGUAGUUUGUCACCAGUCAUAGCAGUCACAGAAAUGUUCAAACUUCCAUCUGAUUCUUAAUUCAUUAUGCUUAGCACGGGACUCGUAUUGAAGGUCAAGGUAAGGUAUAAGCCAUGAAAGUGUGUGAGGCAGUAGCAUUUAGAAACAGAAGAAUUUUGUGUAUCAUCUUUUUAAUGCUGAGAUGCACAUUGGCAAUCUCGGUAGUCCAAGUAUGGCAGCACAUUUGACUACUUUUGAUGUAUAAGCUAGGAAUGAUAAUGCUAAAAGAGUUCUUAGAGAAUUUUUGGAGAUUAUCUCUUGGCUGAAGGAGGUGGCAUAUCUGGUCGGAAGCAAUGAUGGUUUAGUGAGAUUUGAACAUGUUAAGGAACAUAGAAAUCUCACUGGAUGCAUAUCGAAACCGAGCAAGCUGAGUUUGAGGAGGCCAAGGCUUUCGAAUUUUGUUGGAAUUGUGAGUUUCCCGGAAAUCUUUUUGAGGCAAUUUCGGUAGCAGUAAUGCUAAAUCAAGAUAGACAUUCUUAACACUAUGUAAUGUUGUUUCUUGUUUUAUUUCUUAAUGGAAGUUAAAACAUAAUUACAGCUUUUGAUGUAUUUGUUGUUGUUUCACAGUAGUUGGAACUUGAGACUGUAACUUGAAGGUCUAGAGUUGGAAUUCUGAGAUCAGUGGGGUGAGAUUUAUGGGAUUAAAGGAGAUUAUCUUUCAUUAUAUAGUUCAAAAUCGUAUGUACCAAAAGUACACUUAUUGAGCAUGAACUGUAUGUAAUUACGCACCCUGGGAAGAGGGAUGCCAAAGUGCAGUCAGUAUAAAAUGGUUAAGACUGGCGUUCAGGCAAAAAUUUUAUCUGCUU
Durio zibethinus is the source of this 2844-nucleotide messenger RNA. RefSeq lists its product as uncharacterized. The record is from RefSeq and is a predicted model, not a curated record. Lineage: Eukaryota; Viridiplantae; Streptophyta; Magnoliopsida; Malvales; Malvaceae.